Stylonychia lemnae is the source of this 234-nucleotide messenger RNA. The record is from the annotation of a GenBank genome assembly. Lineage: Eukaryota; Ciliophora; Spirotrichea; Sporadotrichida; Oxytrichidae.
AUGAGCAGCGCUGCCAAACUUAGAAGAGAAGAGAAAAACAAGAACGUUGUCAACCAACUCCAAGACUUCGCCAAUGAUAGCAUUGUAUUCUUUAACAAAUGCGCCAAGCCAGAUAGAAAUGAGUACAUGAAGAUAUUGCAAGCUUGUGCUAUGGGUUUCAUCGUCAUUGGAUUCAUUGGAUAUAUCAUUAAGCUAGUGUUCAUCCCAAUCAACAAUAUCAUUCUCGGAGCUUGA